Messenger RNA from Amborella trichopoda, 771 nucleotides. NCBI's taxonomy places the organism in Eukaryota, Viridiplantae, Streptophyta, Magnoliopsida, Amborellales, Amborellaceae. The record is from RefSeq and is a predicted model, not a curated record.
AUGUUUGGAGUUUGUAUUAAUUAUGAUGAGAAUGAUAGUAAUCAGGAGGGGCGUGAAGAGGAUCACAUUGGUUACGGUUUUGCUGAUGUUGAAGAUUCGAGUUCAAACAUACAGUUUGAUGGUUUCCAUAAGUUAUGCUUGCCAACAGGGAGAUUGUCAAGUCAAAUCGGCGCAUUUUUGUUGAGUAUCAGUGCAGCAGAACAAAAGAAGCAGAGAAUUUCUGAAAUAAAAACUGGGCUAGAUGAAGCUGAGGCUUUGAUUCGGAAGAUGGACCUUGAGGCUAGAAGUUUGCAGCCAAGUGUAAAGGCCAUACUUCUUGCCAAGUUAAGGGAGUAUAAAUCUGAUUUGAACAAUUUGAAAAGUGAAAGUAAAAGGAUUUCAUCAGCCAAAGUAGGUCAGGCUGCAAGAGAUGAGUUGUUGGAGUCAGGAAUGGCAGAUACGCUAAUGCUACAUGGCGUGGAUGAUAAUAUUGGGAAGAGCAGGAAAAUUCUUACUGCCAUGUCACGGAGAAUGAGCAGAAACAAGUGGAUCAUUGGCUUCAUAAUUGCAGUUCUUGUUGUGGCAAUUCCUUUGAUUCUCUACUUCAAGCUCUUCCAUUAGUUAUCAAUUGGUAUGUGAAAAAUGCUUGUGAAUUAUUUUAUAUUUGUUUUCUAUUUUGUGUGCAUAUGAUAAUUCAUUUUCCAUAUUCUCCAGUAUGUAAGUUCCAUUUUCUGUUUUGGAUUGUGAAUAGUGGAUUGUUUGUGCCGUAAAUUGUGCAGUAUUUUUUUUUCA